This is a messenger RNA of Nasonia vitripennis (jewel wasp), 6235 nucleotides long. RefSeq lists its product as uncharacterized. Bases 5370 to 5843 code for a protein of 157 amino acids. The transcript is spliced from 4 exons. NCBI's taxonomy places the organism in Eukaryota, Metazoa, Arthropoda, Insecta, Hymenoptera, Pteromalidae. The record is from RefSeq and is a predicted model, not a curated record.
AUAUCUUCAUUCCGUCGAUUCUCUCUCUCCCUUUUCUCUCUUUCCUAUACAGUACAGACGCUGUUUAUAGACUCGCUCGGCAGAGGUUCUUUGGUCGCUGGCUGCUCUGUGCGCCGAGGCCGUAAUCCAAACAGAGGGUGCGCGAGUGUGCAUUGGCCGUAACCAUUCGCCAUGUGUUGUUCUCCGCGCGCGUAUUAUGUGUGGGAUGUACCUUCGCGUGGCUGGCAGCAUCUUGUCGAAACCGCAGGAGUGAAAUUUUUUCGUUUGAUUAAUUUAAUUAUCGAGAGGAAUUAUCUUAUAAAAAUUUUAACGCAUAUCAUACAGUGUAUGUAUAGUACAGAGCGCAUGGAGAAUGAUCUCAUCUCUGCGUUAUCGUGCUACUAUACGGUAGCUUUAUCAGCGUCUGAAACAAUGUCGCCGAACACAUGCAAGUAGGGCGGACUUAUUUGCACAGCAACUAAUACUUGAUAAAGCAACCAAAAAUAAUAUUAUGACUACUGAAAGUGCAUUGAACUUGGACCGCAUUGUAAAAUUACGGUUACACAUAUUGUUGCGAUCGCCUUGAAAGUUGCUUUAUACACGUAUACAAGGGAGGGACUCACGAGCUUCCGCUGCAGCUAAUUAAGAUAAACAAUUUAUCUCGUAAUCGUCCAAAAACAUCCUCUCACUGUGUAGACGGAAAAACAAAGAACCUCGUAGUCAGCUAUUCCUCGCAAUUAAUAUUGAUAGUCGAUACCCGCAGAUGCCUGAUCCGUCAAAAAGCAUCAUUCAUCGCAAUCAUCAAGCUCCUCGAGGGCUUCUCUCCACUCAAGCCUGGCUAAUCCUCCAAAAAGCUCGAAAAUUAAGCCGUAAUUCCGCAAUCCGAAUGAUUAGCAGUCGCGCCGCAGAUGGCGUACUCUCGUCAAAUCCCUCGUAAAUUCGACUUCGCCUCGAGUUACAUCACUCCGCGGGGACGAAGCCGCUAAGCAUCCGACUGACUGUCUAGCAGUACAUUAUAUACACUUCGCGUAUACAUCCAUAGGCUGUAUAGAGAACGAGGAGGGAGAGCCGAUCGCCGAUGUAUCGAUGAGCGAAGGCCCAUAAAUCUCGAAUUUUGUGCACCGAGAGCGCCAUUUGGCUCGGGCAUCUGCAGCGAUUACGCAAGAGAGAGAGAGAGAGAGAGAGAGAGAUAGAGAGAGAGAGAGAGAGGAAGAGUUGGUUUUCUCUUUAUGUCCUCUGCUUCAUUGCUGUCUCGCUGCCAUUUGUCUCUGGCAUACUGCAGUGCGGAGUCGCGCGAGUGGCAACAACCCCUUCGCCGGAUGCUACCCCUCGCACUUUCACACCCUCGACCGGUCGGUCUUCUCUUCUUUUUGCUCGAUUCCGAUCUCUCUAUGCUCCGCUUCGUUAUUCUUUUUUUGAGGACGAUUUAAUUGAUGAAGGUCAGACUAGUUUUUAUCGGUCGACGAAACUUAUCUUUUUUUGUUCUAAAUCGAACUCAGUUACUUUCAGGAUCGAGAGACAGAAUUUAUCUGCGGUACAGUUGUACCGAUGGUGUAUAUUAUGUAGAUAAAAUUAAUCUAGCACAUGCAGCUCGCCGAGUGCGAGCUGUGACCGACGCGGCGUCCGUGAUAAGAGAUCCAGACUGCCGUGCGCUCAGCUCGGCUGAUUACACGCAUGCAGGUCCAAACACGUGCUUCGCACUUCUCCAAAGCUUCAUAAUUCUUUAAUCACCAGGCCUUUGUACCUUGUACGUAAACACCGCGAUCUCCGCGCAUUCGAAUCCAACGAGGCAAGCGAAAAACAAAAAUUAAAAAUCCCUCUCGACGAGAAUCAAGUCACCCUUGAAAUUUCUGUCCGCAGCCUUCUGUCUUGCCCAUAAACCCUUCUCUGCGAUCGCCCCCUGUAUGUACGUAGCGAGGCUCGAUCAGGACGCUAAUUCACGUUCGGUGACAUCUCGCUGCCUUCGUAACAAGUAGCAUUGUGCUCGAGCUAUUGUGUCGUUGCUGCGCGGACACCUGGCGAGAAAAAUGCUCCGGCGCAAUUGCCAUCGAUCUCCGGCCCGCUCAGCCGUUCAACGGCUCGAGAGCAGAGCGCUAUAUAGCUGCUGUAAUGUACUGCGAUUGUUUGUUUGGAAACACGCCUUUCGCGCGAUCGAGAGGAGAACAAUAUCGAGACACGCGGUUCAGCGACUGCGCAUGUUGCAGUGCGAUGGGAUUCGACUUCGCGGGGUGUCGCGGAGGGAUUAAUUUUUUGGUUUUGUUUUGGUCGGAUUGAUUAGUGCGUCGGCGGUUUUAAAGUGGAUGCUUUAUUUUCAACAAAUUGCGAAGCGCAAAAGAGACUCGGCGAACUUUCCGCGGAUCGAUCCAACGCCCGCACGCAAACACCGACGGAUCGGCGCUAAUUAAUUGUUAUUAAUCGGACUCGCGCGCGCGUACAUCGAAUCAAAAUGAUCCGAAUCAACAUGCAAACUUCUCGUCACCCCGCUGCGAACAAUAAACAGAUGCAUAAUUAGCGAAGUAUCGCCUGGCUAGUCACGAGCAAACAGCCGCGCGAAUUUCCACGCAGACACGCAUAGGUAUCUCUCUCUCUCUCUCUCGCUUGUUAAUGCCGCUCCGAUCUGCCGGAAACUCUCCGCUUUCUCUAUCUCUCGCUCGCGCAAAUGCAUCACGGCACUGGCCCCCAGGGCUGCAUUAUACGGCGCGCCGUGCGAGCGCGUGUGACGCGAGAGAGCAUAUAUUAAUACGCGCGCGGGAGUGUGUAAAAAUACGACGAAGCGCGGCUAUCGCGCGAAAUAGUGCAGCGUCGAGGCAUGAAUGGGAGUGUAUCGGCUGGGUAAUUUCAUUUGCGAGAGAGCUGUUGCUUUUUGGACGCGCGGGCGGAGGGAUACGUGACGCUAAUGAAAACUUUGUUUACGCGAUCGAGAGCGAGUUGCGUUAAUUAGCCGCGGUGUAAUGAGUGCGAUGACGAUCGUUUUAUUCCUCCAUGUAGGAGUACCUUAUCAGUUUUGCGUGUAUAGCCGAUAAAAUCUAUAAAUACAGCUUCGGCCUUAGAAUGCGGGCCAUCAGCUGCAGGCUGAUGCUCUCUUAAAAGCAAAACCGAAUCCUCCAAAGUCAGGGCCAUAAUUUUCGCGGUUGACACGUUAGAUAGUCUCCUUAUCCCGCCGGCUAACCACGUCACAGACUACACCGACUCUUCGGGAGGCAUAAAAAGAAUAGCCGGAAUCGAAUCCGUGCGCACGCGAGAUCUCGCGCACACCUUAAUAAUUCACAUCUCUCCCGAAACCAGAUACCUACACACACACACACACACACUCGCGCCCAUAGAAGUUUACUGCCCCGCUGGCAAUUUCGCCGUGUGUACAGCUCCGCCGCGGAUGAAACAAAGAAGAUACAGUCGAAGGAAGAAGAAGUGGAACCGUUACUCUCGCACGGUGAUUCCGGCAGGCCGUAAAAAGCGCCUUUUUAUUGUCCCGCCCCCGCGAAACAGUACCAUACUGACCGCUGGCGCACUUUUCGCUCGCUUGCUUGCUUGCGCGAGCUCCGAGGAAAAGCCUCGCGCGUCAUACGCUCGCUCGCUCGCGCCGGCUGAUUGUUCCCGUGUUUUAUCAUCACUCGGGGGCUCUCACUCGGAUGCUGCGCGCUUCAAACUCGGAUAUAAGAUAGAACCUACCUACGUCUGUGGGCUGUUACCGAGGUUUUUCCGAAGCGCCACUUUUUUCCUCCUUUGUUUUUCACUUUCGGGCCUCGACUUGUUAUUGCACUCCCGAUCGUUUGAUUCAACGAUAUUCAACGUGACUAUGACGGUAUUUCGGAAUUUCAAACCUUCCCUACACAGAGCGUGACGGUUGUUUACGGGCUCAGCUUUCGAACGGUAACAAUCGCCGAUUUUUUCUACUUCCGAUUCUCGAAUGUGUUUUGACGCAGACUAUACGAUCUCUAACGCUGAUGUAUCCUCGUAGGAAGUAGCGCAGUGUCAACAUCCGAGUCUGGGAUGAAAAUAAAUACACGCACACACAGCGGGAUGAAUCAAAGCAUUAUUACUAAAUAUCGUUACUCACCCAGCUCGUACGCGGAACGACAUAUCGGCUCCGAUGAAAAUUCUCUCUCCUACACGCACACACGCGCGUUCGCUCCUCGCACAUCCUCGGCUAAUUAACAUACACAGACACGGAGUCGCGCUAUCGCGACGAACGGAAAUACGCCGCCGGAUUUUGCUUACGUAGACUCGACCACAAACGUAAGCGUGCGAGCUUUUGCAAAUCUUCGGCGAAAGCCGAAAAAAACAUCGACGAAAGACGUCACGCAAAAAAAGCGGAUACACAAGCAGCUAUCCGCGUGCUGUCGGACGUGACGUCAGGAGGUUCCACAUACUACUAUGAUGGGGCAUCUCGCACGUUAGAACGAAAGAGCAGCGCUUUAUCAAGGACGUCGACGCCGAUAGAGCGAUAUCCCUGUCUGGCCACAUAAUGUGGUUUUCGGAGUAGCCCACGGCGAUACCGCUGCACGGGUUACGUAUGCGGCUGCGAUUGUUAGUCACGGAUCGCACGUAGAUGAUUGAUAUCUGUCGCGAUCCUGUACUAGUCGUGUGUGCUGUGACUAAUUAAGCGGCGCUUACGUAACGCCGCAGCUCGUUGGGAAGAACAAGUUGAUACGGGGUGUAUCUAUGAUAUAGCGACUAUACUGUCAUAAGAAUGCGCCGAUACAGGCUCACGCUGGGACUUUUAGCUGGUCGCUUGUGUACACAUGCGCUGAUUCGCGACAAAUUCGCAAAAGGGAUCGAGAUUGAGAUUUUUUGCGGAAAUGACGAUAGCGCGGUACGCGCAUAGCAACUAAUGAGCUUUAUCGGUCUCGCUCCUUGUGAUUUCUAUUAUGUGAGAGAAAAUUAGGUGAAAAUUGCAAAAAAAAAGAUGUAUGCACGGACGAGCGAUAAGCUCGUGAAAUCUCCUCGCAAUCGGCAGCCCGUAAAAAUUAAUUAAACUCCGUUUAAAAAUAGUGAAUUAUCAGGCACAAUUACCGGGCGGAGCGAAAAGGAGACUGUAUUGUGUGUAUCAAAAAAUAAAGUAACGAAAAAAGUCGAAAAGCUCGUGUGCAGUCGCUCGCUCUCGUGUGUCGUCGGCGCUAUACGCACGAGCGGGUAAGCGUGUUAUAUGAACGACCGCCGAGCGAGAUAACCGCUUGGAUAUGAUAAUUCUGAAAUAAAAGGAGGAUCGAGGUCCGGAGAAGCAAUUAGACGUGACGAGGCAUCCCGACGCGCAACACCACGCGGUGUCUCGCUCUUUUGUACCGCAAAACUAUUGCAUUAGCUUGAUAAGUGCAGGAGGACAAUAGAGGAGAGUAAAUUUUGUCUAUUCUGCACUCGAGAUUGUGAUAGUGAUUUGUGAUUCGCGAGUGAUGGGGAGAAGCCACAGCUGUUUGACGCCCAAGUUACUUUUCGUGUCGGCGAUAUUCUCCUGGGUGAUUUUCCGUUCGGUCUCGAGUCGCACGAUUACCGCGCUGAGGAUGGACGAGCCCAGGAGUCACAGGUUCAGACGACACGACUACGGAGAUUGCAAAUGCGAGACUGUUCCUGAUACAUUGUACUCCGUACUGACUGACGAGGGCCGAGAACUCUUCAAAUUAAAGAUCGAUGGAGUGUAUCAGGAAAAAAUCAAGCUGACAAAAUGCCUCAAUGUAAAGGCACGAUGCGGAGACUCAACCGCCGAUCGAGAGGGCAGACCACGAUAUUGCAGGCAAAAGUACUUCAAGCACACCGACGAACUGAUAACCCUAGGAUUAACCGACGACAAGUACCGACAACACCUCAGGCUCGAUCUGCUGCCAAAUGGCUGCGAGUGCGUCGAUCCCCUGGAUUCACUGAGUGAUUAGACUGAAGCGAAAAUCGGAAGCCAUCGCGAAACCAGUGCCUUUGUAAGCCAAGAAGAACAAAAACGAUAACUCAAAGUCAGUCCGACGGACAUAGUGAUAUUGCGACCUGCAAAGCUAUGAAUGUGCAACUCUCACGAAGGAGGGAAAGCGUAUAGGAUAUAGGUGAUUUUUUAUACGAGAGAGAGAGAGAGAGAUGAAUUAAGCUCGUUGUUUUUAAGUUUAUUUACAUAAUUGUAAAUAUGUAGAUAAUUAACUCACGUUGAGCGCGCAUGUCAUUAACUUAUUUAUUUCGCCUACAUUUGUCAUGUAGAUUAGUAUUUAUGCAAAAUGUAAGCUAAGAUUUUUAUACCACGAAUCAAAGACUUUUUAUAAUACAACGAUUUUUAAAAAAA